Hippopotamus amphibius kiboko is the source of this 2663-nucleotide messenger RNA. RefSeq names its product SRP receptor subunit beta (gene SRPRB). The transcript has 7 exons. The record is from RefSeq and is a predicted model, not a curated record. Gene Ontology annotation, biological process: protein targeting to ER. Gene Ontology annotation, cellular component: signal recognition particle receptor complex. The coding region runs from base 50 to 865 and encodes 271 amino acids. Lineage: Eukaryota; Metazoa; Chordata; Mammalia; Artiodactyla; Hippopotamidae.
CAGCGCAGGGCCACGUUGCUUUGCUGUGCCGGAUAGCACGAUCUCAGCCAUGGCUUCCGCAGACUCCCGGCGGGUGGGGAAUGGCGGCGGUGUCCGGGGCGCCUUCCAGCCAUACCUGGACUCCUUGCGACAGGAGCUGCAGCAGAGGGACCCGACGCUGCUCUCAGUCGUGGUGGCUCUCCUCGCGGUGCUGCUGACGCUGGUGUUCUGGAAGUUCAUCCGGAGCAGAAGGAGCAGUCAAAGAGCUGUUCUUCUUGUUGGCCUUUGUGACUCUGGGAAAACAUUGCUUUUUGUCAGAUUGUUAACAGGCCUUUACAGAGACACUCAGACUUCCAUCACUGACAGCUCUGCUGUGUACAGAGUCAACAAUAGCAGGGGCACUAACCUGACCUUGAUUGACCUCCCUGGUCAUGAGAGCUUGAGACUUCAGUUCUUAGAGCGGUUUAAAGCUUCAGCCAGGGCUAUCGUGUUUGUUGUGGAUAGUGCAGCCUUCCAGCGAGAGGUGAAAGAUGUGGCAGAGUUUCUGUAUCAAGUCCUCCUUGACAGUGUUGGUCUGAAGAAUACACCAUCAUUCUUAAUUGCUUGCAAUAAGCAAGACAUUACAAUGGCAAAAUCAGCAAAGUUAAUUCAGCAGCAGCUUGAAAAAGAAAUCAAUACUUUACGAGUCACCCGUUCUGCUGCCCCCAGCACCCUGGACAGUUCCAGCACUGCCCCUGCUCAGCUGGGAAAGAAAGGCAAAGAAUUUGAAUUCUCACAGUUGCCCCUCAAAUUGGAAUUCCUGGAGUGCAGUGCCAAGGGGGGAAGAGCGGAUGCUGGCUCUGCUGACAUCCGGGACCUGGAGAAGUGGCUGGCCAGAAUCGCCUGAGGGCUGGAUCCAAAUACAAGACAUGACUGUGUGUAUGUGACUGACAGUUGUGGAAAAGGAUGUGGUAGUCUGAAAUUGAUGAAGAAGGGGCACAGAUAUAGUUAGGAACUUUUGCUUGUUCUGGAAACAAAUUAUUGAUGAAACCAGUGUGGAAUUUUUUUUUAAGUUCAGUUCUCCCUGAUUGCUUUCAAGCCAGUCACUUCUAUCUGAUUCGUCUUCCCUUUGUAAAGUGUAUGCAAGGUCCGUUUAGCAUAUUCUUGAUGUAAGGUUAAGGUCUAACAAGCGGACCUCACAUAGAGGAUAUUAUCAUGAGAAUAAGAUAUCAUCCAAAAUGUUUUCUUGUCCUCUGCUUCUGUGCUUUGGUCCCUUUUUCCUGGAAAUAUACCUGUCUGUGUCUGGAACUGGGUGAUUUCCAGUUUCCCUUGAGGUUCAUGGGCAGUACAUCAUCUAGUCCUCUGUGAAUUUUCAGAUUUGUAGGUACAAGUACAAUAUGGUCUCCCGACAUGUGAAGGCAGGUUGAAAACAGCAAGGCUGUGGUAACAGUGGUCUGUUCUUCAUCAGCUCAGUGACUUGUCCACACUCCAGCCUCAUAGCACGUAGGUUUCAAAAACAUGUUGUGACCCUUGGAGUCUUCCCAGAUGAUAGAACUGUAAGUGAUAAAUCCCCAGAUGCCACUAAAAUGCACACUAGAAAUGUACAUUCUUAGUGGUUUCCCUUAACUGGGGAGUAUAUGAGGAUGUAGAAGCUGAUCUGUGUUUCUGGAUGCAUGAGUGCUCCUGGGCCGUCUUCACAUGCUGUUUGAUGAGCUCCUAUUUUGUACUCUCAGCUUGACUGCUGUGGAACAAAUAGAAGAUGAAAAAAGUUCUCUGUAGAUUUUUAAAGUGCAUAUUCACUGGUGGGUUUGUUGUUUUUUGUUUGGUGUUUUGUUUUUAAAACGCAUUUUCAAAGUGGUGUUCUUUGCUGUUUUCUUAAAUAUAUGGCUUUUUUAAUGGCUUUUAUAAAUGAUUAGUACGUUUCUUGGUAAAUAAAACAACCUGUCUAGCUCUAAGCAUUUAAAUAGAGUGUAAGAGUAGGUACAAAUGGAGCACAUGUUAGGAUUCAGGCCUAACUCCAAGUUUCCAGGGCCUAAUGAUUGCAGUGUACAUAGGAACAAACUCUUCAAUGCCUACUUCACACGCUCAGGGACAAGCCAACUAAAGUCUGAAAGGAGACAAGGGUGGCUGUGGAUAAGUGAGACACACAUCCCAGAACAGCGCGGGAAGGACCGUAACAGGAGAAGGUGCAGGGCAUCCCGGGAGCGUGUGGUGGGGUGCCUAACCUGGCCUUGAGGGAUGGGGAGAGGCAAAGGAGAAAAGCACGGAGCCGGUGGUGUCCCAGUGAGUGUGGCCCCCACGUACAUGCACUACAGCCCAGGCCUCUGCCUGCUGUCUCCCCUUCCUGUGUGUCACUCUGGCCCUGAGUGAGGGGACCCCAGGGCACCUCCUCCCCCACCCCCACCCCAUGCAUCACACACGUUGCUGCUGGAGUAUGAAAUAAACCCAAGCUGACGUGAGAAGACGGUAGAGUCCGACCCUGGAAGGGUUCUUAUUGGGUAGCCUCACCGCUGCUCAUGUUCUUACUGUCUUUUGGACUUUCUUGCCCUUUCCUUAUUAGCCAAGUAGUAAUUUAAGGAAAUAGGUAAGAACAAUGAACCAGAAACCCAGAAGGAAUGUGAUGAAUGUGGCAUGUGCACAUAAUCAUAGGUAGUGCUCACCUGAAUAAACAUCGAUGGCUUGAUGCUACCGUUAAGAGGCAUGUG